AUGAAGUUACUAAGAGGUCCCUGUAAAAAAUGGACUGUUCCUUUCAGACUGGAGGGUUUGGAUCACAAGAGGGUGAGGAAGGUGUCUACAGAGGAGGAGGAGUCCAGUGAGGAUGAUGAGGACCUCACACCAGAGCAGCUUGCUCACAAGAAACAGUUUCAACAGAAAAGAAAGAUGCACUAUAACGAAUUCCAGGCAGUUCUGCUGGCUAAGCAACUCUUGGAUGAGGAAGAUGACGAUGAUGCUGAUGACGAAGCAAACACCAAUGAGGCCAAUGAUGAGGAUUUGGAGGAGAACAAUGGUAAUGCGACGGACAGUGUUCAAAUGGUCACAGAGGAAAGCGGGAUUUCACUGGAGAGCAAUUCAGGUGACCAGCAGUCUGAAAGUCCUAGACGAAGUCAGGGAGCCAAGCGCAGUAAUAUUACAACCAUGGAUGACACUGGACAUUUAGAGACUCAAAUAAAUUAAUUGUAUUAGCCUACUUAAACCUGCAUGUUCAUGUAUAGAGUUUAGGGUGGUUCCUUUAGCAAAGGCCUAGUUAAAUAUGUGGUUUUUAGUGUAAAAAAAUCUUAUUUUGUACCGGUUGCGUACAGGCAAAGAUUAUAGAUUCUAAUCUCUUCCACUAAAUGUUGAAAUUUACUCAGCUUAUUUAUUAAAAUGAAGAUUAAUGCAGCUUAAAGAAAACAACGCAUUGAAUCAGAAGGCAAAGAUAUGGGUAUGUGCGUAAAUUUUCAACAAAUACUUUUGUAAGAAUUGUUUUAUCAUCAUGACAAAAAAUAGCUUUACUGUUUACAGCCUCUGAAGAAUGAAAAAUGACUAUAUUGAAGAAAUGUAUGGGAACAUGUAAUACUGUAUUUGCUCAGGCUAGAAGCUCAUUAAAAAUUGUGUAUUUACCAAUGAACAUACACACAUAUAUAAGAUAUUGUUAAUCUACGUAUAUAAUGACUGUUAAAUAUCUGGCAAAACAUAUAACACAUACUUUUUUCUACUGAACAAUAUUCAAAACAUGUCUUACGCGGUUAUGGAAGAACAUCAAGAAUAUGCAGUUGAAACAUUUGUUGUGUAUUGUUGAAAAAAACACAAAGAAAUUGAGUGUGAAAAGGGUAAUUUGAUCCUAAUAAAACAUAUAUUGUCUUUUGUAAGCACAGCAAUGUACCUUCUUUAUGCCCCCGAUCUUUCGAUAUUGUUUUUGGCCUGUCUGUCUGUCAUUCGUUGUGUGUGUCCCAAAACUUUAACCUUGGUUUUGGUUAAAGUUUUGCAAUAGCUUUUGCAUUAUUGAAGAUAGCAACUUGAUAUUUAGCAUGCAUGUGUAUCUCAUGGAGCUGCACAUUUUGAGUGGUGAAAGAUCAAGGUAAUACUUCAAGGUCAAAGGUCAAACAUAUGGCUUCAAAGCAGGGCAAUAGGUGGCAUUGUGUUUCUGACACACACAUCUCUUGUUUUAAUAAGCAAUGUAAAUGUUGCACAUUGUUUGUUAUAAGUAUUGAAAAUCAAAAUUGAACUUUAAAAAUUAAAGAUUUUGGUCUAUACAUGUUUUUGCAGCGUUGAUUGAGCUUUUUUCCAGUAUGUUAUACUUUGGGGUUUUGUCUUCUUUGUAUAACCAUUGUUACUCAAGUAUUGAAUCAUAGAUAGAAACACCUUAAGGUUUUAUCUUACUAAGCCUUUGUUGAUUAUUGUUACUUUGUUUGUCAUGUUAAUUGGCCAUGAUUCUUUAUUCAUGAAUCUUUAAUGUAGUCCUUGAUUUUUUGCUUUAUAUACAAGUGUAUUGUUUUUUCUAAUGCAUGUUAUGUUUUUGGUAUGCUUUGCUGUCCGUGCGUGUGUCUGUCCGUCCGUGCACAAUUUUUGUCAGGGCUAUUUCUCAGCAAUUAAUGACCAGAAUUCAAUUAAACUUUAUGGGAAGCUUCACUACCAAGAAGAGAUGUGCAUAUUAUCAGCUGGUUCUGGUCGAUGAUUUUACACAGAGUUAUGGCCCUUUGAAAUUCUCCAUGGUACAUAUAGUGCAAUUCUUGUCAGAGCUUUUUCUCAGAAACUUAUUAUGGGAAUUCAAUGAAACUUUAUGGGAAGCUUCACUACCAACAGAUGUGCAUAUUAUCAGCCGGUUAUGGUCGGAUGCUUUUUCACAGAGUUAUGGCCCUUUGAAAUUUUCUAUAAACUAUACAUAUAGUGCAAUUCUUGUCCGGGCUAUUUCUCCCCAACUACUGACUGGAAUAAUAUGAAGUUUUAUGGGAAGCUUAAUCACCUUGAGGAGAUGCGCAUGUUAUUAGUGGGUUCUGGUUAGAUGAUUUAUUUAGAGAGUUAUGGCCCUUUGAAAUUUUUAAGUUGCUAAACCAUCCAUUGAUUAUUUUGUCCAAAGUUAUGCCCCUCAAGACUUUUCCUUUUAUCUGAAUAUAUAGUGCAAUAUUGGGACACAAAAACCUUUGGGGAGCAUCACCUGUCUCCGACAGUUUCUUGUUUCUCUUGCAAACAUGUUAUUGUGACUAAAACCUUUAUUUGACUUUAAUCAAGUUAUAACCCUUAUUUCUUGUUUGGUCAACCAACAGUAUUUGAAUGUUUGAUGGAUUUAAACACUUUAGGAAAAUAAAACACCCUUGUAUGCAAUUGAUAUAUUGUUUAGUAACAUAGAUUACUAAUGUAUCAGUGGGUGUUCAAUCUUGUCUUGAGUAGUUGUUACGGCCAGGGCAAAGUGGUUUAUCUAUACACAUUAAGUUAGGAAUGUACUUUUGUGUGCUGGUAAGUGCUAUUUUUCAUCAAGCAAAGUGCUAAAUAGGACUGUUUUCUUGAUUAUUAUUUUUCAAUGUAGAUGAAAACAGUUGUUGCAUCUUUAUUGUGUAUGGUACAUGUAUAACAAUUUAGUACAGUAACUAUGGCAUUAGUACAUUAUGUAUUACAAUUGUCACUGUCGAUGCUGUUUUACGCCUUGGUAAGUGUUCAUGUUCCUCACAUGAACGUUAGAUGUUCAAUUUUUGGUUUUAGUAUUUUGUUUCAAACAAAAAUAAUAAAAACAGAUUUUUUUGUCAUUAUCAGUGUUUCAAUCACAUCAUUUUAAGCUCAAACUCAAGAUUUGUCUUAUCAAAGAUUUUCCAUCAUUAUUUUAUUCAUUUGUCAGUAUAACACUAUUAUAUACAAUACUUUGACGAUAGUUGUUCCUUUCACAAAAGUUUGCAUUCUCUGGACAAUAUUGAAUAAAAAAAAGAUGUCAUACCUGGUUAACUUAUUUAAACAUCGCAUAAAUAUGCUUUACACAGCAGUACAAAGAAAAUGCAAGUAGAUGAACGAUUGUUUGAAAUGGUUUUGUUUUUUAUGUGAGAUCGGCUUCAAACUUAAAAAUAUUGUUUAUUUUUUGAUAACAUAGUUGAAUCUCAUAAUUGACUUCUGUCGUAAAACGUUUUUCUUAAUAUAUAUAUUUUUUUGUAGAAGGAAGGUUCAUACCUAGUAUAUGUAAUGAUUCAAUAUCAAAGACGAGUCCAAAAGAGAUUAUUAGCAUCAUUUACUAGGCUCUGAUUUUUCAAAAAUUCUUUUUUUUAUUCGGUUUUAGAAAAAGUCGCUUUUUUAUGGAGUCAUAUUACUGUAUUGAAGUGUCGGUUAAUGAAUUAAAAAAACAUAUAGUUAUGCUGUUUGUUUCACAUGUAGUUUUUGAGUUACACUUUUCAUGUAUAAAAAUAAAAAUAUUUGCAUCCACUUCUCUGAUGUCAAAUUUCUUUUAUAUUGGUAAGGCAUUUUUAUUGCUAAUAUAUUUUACACUUCUUCUUGUUGCGAUCUUAAUUUUCUCUUCUGAAGUGAAAACUCCAUGUUAUGUUUGCACAUUUAUAAAAUAAUGUUCAUUUCAGCAACAUACAUGUGUAGGUGUUUCCUAUAUAAUAAUGUUAAUAGAUAUGCUCACAAAAUAUGUAAAUACUUUAGGAGGGUGUUUUUUUUUCGAAUUUAAGGAAAUAACUUUUCCCAAAUGAGCUUUUUCAAAAUGGGCACAUGAUUUCAUGUUUUUUUAUGGUUUCAAAGACAUGUCUUCUGAGAUCAUUUGUUUUCUGUAAAACUGUCUUUAUUGAUGAUUGAUCACUCUGCAGUGCUCCAGAUAAGCUAUUUUACAUUGUGUAAAUGUGUGCAUACUUCUGUUACCUUGGGUGUUAUAGACUUCUGUUACCUUGGGUGUUAUAGACUUCUGUUACAUUGGGUGUUAUAGACUUCUGUUACCUUGGGUGUUAUAGACUUCUGUUACCUUGGGUGUCAUAGACUUCUGUUACCUUGGGUGUUAUAGACCUCUGUUACCUUGGGUGUUAUAGACUUCUGUUACCUUGGGUGUUAUAGACUUCUGUUACCUUGGGUGUUAUAGACUUCUGUUACCUUGGGUGUUAUAGACUUCUGUUACCUUGGGUGUUAUAGACUUCUGUUACCUUGGGUGUUAUAGACACAUCCUGAGAAUCUUUGAGUUACAUGUGCACAAUUUGUGGUGAUAAAUUACCACACUUAAACAGUGUUGAUUUUACAUGUACACUCAUCAACAUUUAAAGGGAUACAGGUAUACACUGUACAGAUGUUAUUAGGGUAACCAAUAUGUUUCUUAAAAGUUUUCCGCCAAUGUUUUGAGCUGGUACUGCUUAAAUGAUUACAAAAUGUAAUACAAUGGCAUUGAGUUUGUUUGUUUGUUGUUGUUUUUGUGCAAAGUGUUUUGCCAGUCGUCUUUUGUGCUUCUGUGUUGUUUAUGGAUUGGUAUACAUGUGUUCUUUGUGAAAGUUUUGUGCAUGUUUUGCUGAUCCCUAAAUUGUUCCCUUCAUAGUCAUUCCCUGUGUAAAUAAAGGUCAACUAUGUAAGGAACUGAUGAUGUAAUCAUUUCUAGAAAUGUGAGGUUUUAUUAAAUAUGUUAUGACAUAGCAUUGGACAACUUAGCAAUUAUUUUUGUAAAAGUGUGACUUAAAAAAUAUAAGUUUUUCACUUUAAGAUUUUUAAACAUCACUGAUAUUAAUGUUAAUUAUAAUUGUAACAUUAUUGUUUUAAUUAUCAUAGUUUUAUUUGAUGCCAGAUAUAUGUAUUCUUCAUGUACAGUUCUAGUUUUCAAACAAUGUAGUGUGGUAACUUCUCUCCAAUAUAUUCCUCCUCAGAUAAGUCUUAGUCACUAUUUCUUUUGUAUAUUCAUUAGAUAAUUGUCGUUAUACUCAUAGUAUUUUCAUAGCUCAUGUGCAGUGUACAUACACAAUAAAACGUGUGUACAUAGAUCUUUUUUCAGUAAACAGCAAGUUGUCUAGUUAGCCGUCCAUUUACAAAAUCUUUUUGGUAUACUGUUUUAUCCCCGCCAUAGGCGGAGGGCUAUUGUUUUGGCGUUGUCUGUUCGUCUUUCCGUCUGUCCGUCCGGCACUUUUGUGUCCGGAGCCAUAUCUUGGAAGUGCUUUGGCGGAUUUUAUUGAAACUUGGAAUGAGUAUAUAUAUGGAUUAGAGCAUGAUGCACGCCAAAUGGCAUUGUACACCAUUGGAUAAUAACGGAGUUAUGGCCCUUUGUAUCUUGAAAAAAUGCUUUUUUGUGUUUGUCCGGAGCCAUAUCUUGGAAGUGCUUUGACAGAUUUUAUUGAAACUUGGUAUGAGUAUAUAUAUGGAUAAGACGAUGAUGCACGCCAAAUGGCAUUGUACACCAUCAGAUAAAAACAGAGUUAUGGCCCUUUGUAUCUUGAAAAAAUGCUUUUUUUGUGUGUCCGAAGCCAUAUAUUAGAAGUGCUUUGACGGAUUUCAUUGAAACUUGGUAUGAGUAUACAUAUGGAUAAGAGGAUGAUGCACGUUGGCAUUGUCCAUGUGUCCAGAAGUAUAAUGGCUGGGGAUAUCAAUUCAACGAAUUUGCAUGUUUAAUUUGUUGUGGAGUGAGGUUGGACAAUUUUGGAAUGUGAAAUAACUCUUGUCUAAAUGGUCAGCUUGUAUGAAAAUUGUUAUGUGACAAAUAAACGACCAAUUUGA
This is a messenger RNA of Dreissena polymorpha, 5931 nucleotides long. RefSeq names its product protein phosphatase inhibitor 2-like. The coding region runs from base 1 to 468 and encodes 155 amino acids. The transcript is spliced from 3 exons. Gene Ontology annotation, molecular function: protein phosphatase inhibitor activity. Gene Ontology annotation, biological process: regulation of signal transduction. The record is from RefSeq and is a predicted model, not a curated record. Lineage: Eukaryota; Metazoa; Mollusca; Bivalvia; Myida; Dreissenidae.